CCAACUACCGCGCGUCAUACUUUGGUUGUUAUAUAAUCAGGAGUAGGGAAGUUUGCAGGUUCACUGGUCUUCUUCCCUCUUAUUUUACGUCUCUGGUAACUGACACUCGGUUGUUGCAACCUUCCACCGAAAUCAUGGCAAAAGACAUGACUCUGCUUUGGGGCUCCGGCUCUCCUCCCUGUUGGAGGGUUAUGAUCGCACUAGAGGAGAAAAAUCUGCAAGGCUACAACCAAAAACUGCUUUCCUUUGAGAAAAUGGACCACAAGUCACAGGAGGUCAUGGCCAUGAACCCCAGGGGACAGCUCCCUUCCUUCAAACAUGGGAACAUUAUUGUGAACGAGUCAUUUGGGGCCUGCAUGUAUCUGGAGAGCCAGUUCAAGUCCCAGGGGAACAAAUUAAUCCCUGACUGCGCUGAAGAACAGGGCAAGAUGUACCAGCGCCUGUUUGAGGGCAACACCCUCAAUCAGAAAAUGGUGGAUGUGAUUUACUACAACUACAAGGUCCCAGAGAAUGAGAGACUUGAAUCUGCCAUCAAGAGGAACAAGGAGAGUCUGGCCGAGGAGAUAAAGCUGUGGGAAGGAUACCUGCAGGGGUGCUGUUGCCUGGCAGGAAAAAACUUCACCCUGGCUGAUGUGAUUGUUUAUCCAGCGGUGGCUUAUCUCUUUCGUUUUGGGUUGUCAGAAGAGCGUUUUCCCAAUCUCGCCAAAUACUAUAACUGUCUGAAGGAGCGACCCAGCGUCAAAGCCACCUGGCCUCCUCAUUGGCUGGACAACCCCAAAGGCCAAGACACACUGAAAGAUCUCUAAUGUGUAAAUGUGCAUGAAGGCUACAUCUAAUACCCUGUUUAAAAGCCUUGCACUCCAUUCCAAAAUAGUAUAACGUCACAUUUUGUACCUUCAUCAGAGAGUUAAAGUACUGUGAAAUAACCCUUUUCUCUAACAUUUUCAUAGAGGGAAAAACUUUGUCCAGCUUUACAAUUCUAACAACGGCAGCCAAUUUUGCGCAUGCGUCCAGUGUUUUUGUGUCUAACAUCAGUCUCUGUGGAACAAUAAACACAGUUUGAAGACGUUA
Messenger RNA from Cynoglossus semilaevis (tongue sole), 1071 nucleotides. RefSeq names its product glutathione S-transferase rho (gene gstr). The record is from RefSeq and is a predicted model, not a curated record. Lineage: Eukaryota; Metazoa; Chordata; Actinopteri; Pleuronectiformes; Cynoglossidae. The coding region runs from base 135 to 806 and encodes 223 amino acids. The transcript is spliced from 6 exons.